GAGGCUGUGCGGGGCUGUGCUCAGGUGAGGCACAACCCACCAGCCGGGUGCUACUGACCUGCGGGAAUUCGCUGAGGGACUUAUGGCAAUGACAGUGGCAUCGGGACAUGUAAAGGACUCCUGAGUCACUACAUAAUCAAGAAGCAUAGAAUUUCCUUCUAAGCUUUCUGUUCUUCAAAAUUUUCUUAUAAAGUAAAGGGCUUAUUUGUGAAUAUGAUGAAUGGCUCGUGAAAUGGCUUGUACAGCAGGAUGCUUACAGUAAAAUGGAUUUGGAGCAUACAAGGCAGCAUUAUUAUUAUUCCCCUGCCUGCCUGGCUUCUUGCCAGCCUCCUGCUGCCUUCUAUCUCCCAUCACAGGAGGCUGGAAAAAUUCCCCCCAGGAUUGAUUAACAUGAGAGAGACCUGUGAAAAAUGGAGGCGGUAUGAAGGAAGGAGGAGAUGGUGGAAGGAAGAAACCAGGCUUGCAAGCACUGACACCAGCAGUUGAGCGCCUGGAGAGGAUGGCUGGCUUGAGAGUGGACUUCAGCAUGCUCCUGGAGCCUCUGGGCUUUGUUAAGGUCCUUGAGUGGAUCUUUGCCAUUUUUGCUCUUGCCACAUGUGGAGGCUUUCAAGGUGAAACUACCCUUCUAGUUUCCUGCAAAGGUGUGGUAAACAAAACAGUUACAGCUGCUUUUGCUUAUCCAUUCAGGUUGAAUACUGUUGAAUUUAGUGCACCAGACCCAAAAGGCUGUGCUGGUACUUGGACUGACGUCCAUCUUGUGGGCAACUUCUCCUCUUCUGCACAGUUCUUUGUUACGCUUGCGGCGUUGGUGUUCCUCUACUGCAUUGCUGCCCUUGUGGUAUAUAUUGGAUACAACCAUGUGUAUCAGCAAAAUAGCAAGUUUCCACUAACUGACUUGGCUAUCAGUGUCUUGACAGCCAUUUUGUGGAUGGUCAGUACUUUUGUUUGGGCAAAGGCACUCGCUGGCAUCAAAAUGUCCACGGAGGCCAACAUUAUUCCAGGAAUUGAAGCUUGCAAAGCACCAGGAACAACAUGUAAUUUUGUUUCUGUGACCAGCAUGGGAAUUCUGAACUUGUCUGUGGUAUUUGGCUUGCUUAAUGCAGCUUUAUGGGGAGGAAAUGUUUGGCUUGUAUACAAAGAUACCAAAUUGCACAACCAAUGGAACAGAAUUUCUGAAAGUCCAACUGAAAGAGAAGUAUAAAAACAAGGUGAUACUUUAAAAUGCUUCCACUUUUACACCUCACUGCCAAGAGCAUGGAUUCAUUAGGAUUUGUUUCAAUAAUAACAGAUAAUACUUCAUAAAAACUUCUGGGUUUGUACUACGGUUUGACAUAAGGUCUUGCAUACUCCAAUUGAAGCAUUUAAUUAUCUUGAAAUAUAUUAUGCCUUUUGAAGUUGUGCAGCUCUUUAUUACAGUUUUUGAAGAGCAAAAUGAUGAGGUUAUCUGGAUGUUGACCCAUUCUGGUUCUUAAUACAGCCUUAUAGGAGAGAUGG
Molecule: messenger RNA, 1494 nt
Organism: Neopelma chrysocephalum (saffron-crested tyrant-manakin)
Lineage: Eukaryota; Metazoa; Chordata; Aves; Passeriformes; Pipridae
Gene: SYPL1
Product: synaptophysin like 1
Exons: 6
Coding region: 422-1201 (259 amino acids)
Cellular component (GO): synaptic vesicle membrane; synaptic vesicle
Source: RefSeq, a predicted model, not a curated record